AUGGCUCCAGAGUACGCAUUGCAUGGUCAAUUCUCAAUAAAAUCCGAUGUCUUUAGUUUUGGAGUCCUAAUUUUGGAAAUCCUAAGCGGCAAGAAAAGUAACAGCUUUUACAAAUCACAUGGUACAAGAGACCUUAUAAGCUAUGCUUGGAAGCUUUGGAGAAAUGGUGCACCCUUGGAAUUGAUGGAUCCAACUUUGCAACAGUCUUAUGUUUUGGAUGAAGUCAUUCGAUGCAUCCAAAUUGGCUUACUGUGUGUCGAAGAAGAUGUCAAUAAAAGACCAAAAAUGGCGUCAAUACUUCUUAUGCUUAAAAAUUACUCGGACAAUUUACCUAUUCCUCGACGACCUGCAUAUUUUAUUUCGAGUGGAUCAGAUAGCAUGGCAAGAGAGACAGACCCCAAUCAACCACAAUCUAUAAACGAAGCAUCAAUCAGCGAAUUGUGUCCAAGAUAG
Fraxinus pennsylvanica is the source of this 453-nucleotide messenger RNA. NCBI's taxonomy places the organism in Eukaryota, Viridiplantae, Streptophyta, Magnoliopsida, Lamiales, Oleaceae. The record is from the annotation of a GenBank genome assembly.